This is a messenger RNA of Passer domesticus (house sparrow), 996 nucleotides long. It is a transcript of the gene C17H22orf39, whose product is annotated as chromosome 17 C22orf39 homolog. The record is from RefSeq and is a predicted model, not a curated record. The transcript has 3 exons. NCBI's taxonomy places the organism in Eukaryota, Metazoa, Chordata, Aves, Passeriformes, Passeridae. The coding region runs from base 102 to 422 and encodes 106 amino acids.
CCUCGCCAUUGGCCGCGGGGCCGGGCCGCUCUGUGCCGCCCCUCGCCAUUGGCCGCGGCGCGGCCGGCGCCGUACGCGCGGUGGGCAUUGGCGGCGGCGGCAUGGAGGGCACGGGCGGCUCCUGGCGGCCGCCGCGCUCGUGCGAGGACUACUGGGCGGAGUGGAAGCACUGCCGCGGGCUGCGGCACGCCUUCCACCACUACUACGCGCACGGGGCGCUGCCCGCCUGCGGCCGCUGGCGGGAGGACUACGAGGCGUGCCGCGCCUGGGAGCGGGAGCGCAGCGCCGCCGCGCAGGAAGCUUUGUGCAAGAGUGAAAGAGCUCGAGUUAUGGAAAAACAGAAAUAUGCUCCAGUGUGGAAGCUCAGGAAGAGCCCACCACCUGACUGGUAUCUACCACUUGACCACGACAAAUCAAAUUAACAAGACUGUUUUCUGUGUUUGGUCGGUGCCAUAAUACACAAUUCAGAAUUAUGCUUUUUUUUUCCCUUUCCACAUCAUCUUGAAGUUAUUCAGCUGUAGCUCUGCCCUACAAUACUUUAGCACUCGCUCAAAAAUUCUGAAAUUUUAUUUAAAUAAUGAACAUUUUUAAAGGGAGAUAUGAGGUGAUUAAUUUGGUUGUGGUCUUUUACUGUUGACUUACAUUUCAGGAUUUCAUUUCAGCAGGCACCUUCCAAAUUAUUGCAUGCAUGCUCUUGCUCUGAGGGCCUCUUGCCCCAGCAGCUGGCAUUGAGCACUUCUGGAACAAGGUGCCCACCCCAGGCCUGCCAAAUGGGGAGAAAGAACCAGGCUGGCACUCUUCCUUUCUGGCUCAGGACAAUCCCAAACAAUGGCAUUUAAAGGACUUUUCCCAGAACCAGGGCUGUGGUGCUUGAAGAGCUCCUCACCUGUGGGCUGCACGCCCUGGAACUGCCCCUCUGUGGAGCUGCUCUCCACUGGUGGUGUGUGCUGUGGGGGUUCAACACAACUGAAAAAUAAAGGUUUAAACGAAUGUAGA